This is a messenger RNA of Sparassis crispa, 2430 nucleotides long. RefSeq lists its product as hypothetical. Bases 1 to 2430 code for a protein of 809 amino acids. NCBI's taxonomy places the organism in Eukaryota, Fungi, Basidiomycota, Agaricomycetes, Polyporales, Sparassidaceae. The transcript is spliced from 6 exons. The record is from RefSeq and is a predicted model, not a curated record.
AUGCUCGCACCUGCGUUGCUCCAGUUCUCCGCCCAACUCUGGGACAAUAUCCCCAUGUACACUGCCGCCCUCUUUGUCGUCUCGCUUGCCGCAUCCCUCCUGUACCCCUCUCUCUCAGCAUACUGGAGAUUUUGCUACGCGUGCUUCCUCAAGCCGUUCGACCGCAAGUCCGCUGAGGCACUCCCAGGGCAGCAGGCUGCACUGGAGAGUUUCUACCGGACACAAGCCAGUAUUUAUGACUCGACCCGAGGCGGGCUUCUCUGCGGUCGUGAGGAGAUGCUGCGACUUGCGGCGGCGCAGCUCACACAUCGUCCGCGGCAGGGCGACCACAAGCCGAUCUGGGUCGACAUUGGCGGAGGUACCGGGUGGAACAUCGAGAAGAUGAACGACUUUGUCUCCGUGCCGGAGUUUUUCGAGGCCGUGUAUCUCGUUGAUCUCAGCCCGUCGUUGUGCGAGGUCGCGCGCCAGCGGUUUGUUAAGCUGAAAUGGAAGAAUGUGCACGUUGUGUGUGAGGACGCUCGUGCGUUCAAGCUGUACUCGGCUAGAGAUGUGCGUACGAUGCCCGAUGGUGAGAAGCACAGUCGCAAGGCAGAUUACAUCUCCACGUCGUACUCGCUCAGCAUGAUUCCGGAUUUCUACUCCGUCCUGGACUCCUUGGUCGAACUCCUCGCUCCUCUCGGCCUAAUCUCUUGCGUAGACUUCUAUGUCCAAUCCGCGUCCAGCUUCUCCCUGCGCACAUUUACGGGCGGCAGCCACUCGCGCCACGUGAAUUGGAUAUCACGUCUUUUCUGGCGCACCUGGUUCCAAUUCGACCGUGUUCACCUCGACGAGGGGCGCCGUGACUACCUCGAGUACCGCUUCGGCACUAUGCUUGAAGUCAACGAGCGCAACUACAAGCUCGGUGGUAUCCCGUAUUAUUAUUGGGUCGGUUGCCACCGCACAGCUACCUGGGGUGCUGCGCAGGCUCUUGGCCGUGAUGCUGCUGAGUGGAUUGACGCAGUCGCCACCGAGAGCCCUUAUCUGUCCCCGGUCAACUACAGCGAGAAGCUCACAGAAGCCGAGAAAGCCGCAGCGCAGGAGACGCGGCUGCAGCUACGCUCGAAGGGCUUCGAGGCGGCGAUCCUGAACCUCUCGACGAACCUACCCCUCCCGUCCUUCUUCUACCAGAACCAGCGCUGGCGGCUAUAUUAUGACGCCGCGCUCCCGAAGCACACGCAGUUCCAGAACGAGUAUAAGUACGCGUUCACCUGGGAGGACCCCGCAGAGGACGAGCGGCUGCUCAACAUUGGCGCGGAUGACGUCGUGUUCGCGAUCACGUCCGCGGGCGACAACGUGCUCGAUUACGCGCUGCACCGCCCACGGAGCAUUCACGCGGUCGACCUCAACCCCGCGCAGAACCACCUGCUCGAGCUUAAGGUCGCCGCGUUCCGUGCGCUGUCGCACGCGGACAUGUGGAGGCUUUUCGGCGAGGGCCGCCACCCCGAUUUCCGCUCGCUCCUCCUCGACAGGCUCUCCCCGCAUCUCUCCUCACGCGCGUUCCAGUUCUGGAUGGACAACUCCACCGCGUUCACGUCGCCUGGGGGCCUCUACGAGACCGGUGGGACCCGGAUCGCCGUCAAGCUUAGCCGGUGGCUCUUCCGUGCAUUCGGGCUCACUGAGCAGGUCCGGCAGCUAUGUGCAGCGAAGACGCUCGGGGAGCAGCGCGAGAUCUGGCGGACGCGCCUCCGCCCGGUUGUUCUCAGCAAGGCUCUGAGUUUUUUCGUCGUCGCGAAUGAACAGUUCUUAUGGCGCGCGCUCGGCGUGCCUCCGAACCAGCGAGACAUGAUCACAGAGGACGCGAUGUCGACCUCGGGUCGUACGUCGAAGAGGGAGGCGAUGUGGAACUAUGUCGUCAACACCCUCGAUCCUGUCGUGGAGAACAGCCUGGUAGAGUCGGAGAAUUAUUUCUAUCGCCUUUGUCUGAUGGGCCAGUACUCGAAAGUAUGCCAUCCUGCUUACCUUUCCAAGGCGGCGCAUGACACGUUGUCCAAAGAAGGUGCAUUCGACGGCCUCCGCAUCCACACGGAUGAGUUCGUCGAAGUGCUCGCCCGCAUCAAGCCCGAGACGGUAACUGUAGCUGUGAUCAUGGAUCAUAUGGACUGGUUCCCCAAGGGCGGCCAGGAGGCGACGAAGGAGAUCCGGGCUGUGAACAAAGCCAUGAAGAUGGGGGGGCGCGUCCUCCUGCGCAGCGCGGGCAUGCGGCCCUGGUACAUCUCUGCGUUCAAGGAGCAGGGUUUCACCUGCAAGCGCGUCGCCUCCCGGGCACCCGGGUCCUGCAUCGACAGAGUUAAUAUGUAUGCGUCGACGUGGAUCUGCAGCAAGACCAAGACAAGCUCGCCCACUGUGGGCCCCGCGACCGCCCUCGAGCAAGUCGAGGCGCUUGAACUGUGA